GAUAUGUUUGAUGAAUCAAGAAGUGGAAGUACACUACAAAUGCCUAGAAGGAGGCUAUCAACAUCAUUUGAGGCUGAAGACAUAAAUGAAGAAAGUGCUAAAAUUGUAGAGAUGGACACUUAUGGAAGGCCCAAAUCAUCAAGAUCCAGAAGAACAAACACUUGGCCUUCUGAUCCAUGUGAUGAUGAUCCAUUUGAACCACCAAUGUUGUCUUCAUGGGCCUCAGAUUGGGCCCAACAACAUCAACACUCCAAGUUCUCAACAACAGCCCAAAGUACACCAAGGUUUGCAAACAACUCUUGUGGAUCUAACACCCCUAUUACACCAAUAACCAAAGUAGAUCUUGUUCUGAUACCAUAUUGUAAGUGUACAUAGUCACACACUUUAACAAGAGUGAAUUCAUAUAGCCGAAUCUAAAUUUUUUUCGAGUUUAGGCACAAAAGUUAUUGUUUUGUGCAUAAAUAUACCUUUCAUAUUCAAAAUAAUUGCAUGUUUUGCCCUUUAAAUGAAUCGGCCUUUAAUUUUUGUCAUUA
Molecule: messenger RNA, 533 nt
Organism: Capsicum annuum
Lineage: Eukaryota; Viridiplantae; Streptophyta; Magnoliopsida; Solanales; Solanaceae
Source: RefSeq, a predicted model, not a curated record